AUGCAACGCUCGCAGGUGCGGCGAGCUUGGGGAUCCGAGGACGAAAAGGACGAAGAGGGGAAGGGGAUGCCGACGGUACCAACAGAACGAGCAUCGAUGCUGCGCGAUGAAGAGAACAGCACAGACACAGCCGAUCAUGGACAUGGUAAUCUCACUGGGGAUAGCAGGCUUCACGCAGCUACUGGAUCGGAAGGAGACGGCGCGAUGAUCAAGGAGGGGGAGCGAGCGCACAAUCGCACUGCGGCCUUUGCCGGGAGGAUGACGCGGGCGAGAAGGAGCUGCAACGUACCUGUCCUGGAUGGUCACUUCGACGUGCAACCGAUGGCUCAGGAAGCAGCGCAGCUCAAAGAUCACCUGUAUGGUGGUGCGGCACAAGAGCAGAGUCAGGGCGGGCUGAGCUCGGAUGUGUGGGCUGCAGGAGGGUGCAUGCAGGUCUCGAGCGCCCACUGCAUCGGUACACCUGGCUGCUAUCACCCCCCUCAUCCCCUCGCAUCCUCCUCCUCGUCGUCGUGGUCGCAGGUGCAUCGUGCUUGGCCCUCAUUCGCACUGCUGCCCAUCAUGACACGCGGCGUGCACCACAUCGACGCCGUGCCGGAUAUCAUCCCGGCGCGCGUCAACAUCCACCACCUCCAGCUGCGCGACCUCCUCCAGCCUACGGGCGUCAAGGACAACGUGCUCUUCGUCAGCCGUCUCCAGGUGGAACAUGCCGACUUCUCCAACCCCCUCAAGCCCCCCUCGGUCUACUGCACCCUCGACUUUCAGCCAAAUUGCCUCACCACCGGUUCGGGCCUGCUUGCCGCAGGUGGGCAGCAUGGAGAGCUCGCUCUGCGCCCGUUGCAUCCGGCGUCCCUGCAGCGUCUCGAUCCGUCGUGCUCCGAACGCACCCCUGCACCUUGGCUGCUUCGAACACCCACGGGCGGCUCCAUCAAUAAUGCCAUCUCCAUACAGCCCGACCUCAAUGCUCCCUCCUCCUCGCGCGCGUUUGCAUCCGCUGCGCCCGAAGCCUCGCCAACCGCCUCGAAGCGCGACGUGGUGGAUGCAGUGCCAGAAGACACCUACUCGCCCUGGGCAAGGGACGAACCCUCAUCGUCCUCGUCCUCCAACCACGCCCGUCCCGGUCUGCUCUUCGGCGACGAGCAGAUGGAGUCCGAACUCUCCCAGAGUGUGUUUGAAGAGCUCGCGGCCGCCUAUGGCUUCGACCCAGCCUCGGUCAAUCGCAGCUCGGCAUGGCGGCGUUCUUCACCCGUGCGUGCUCGGCGCACCUCUUCCAAUCCCUCAUCCCUCGCAUCGGCCAUUGCGCCAAUCGCACCCAUCAAGGUGAUGGUCUCGAACAACGACCAGUCGAUCAAGCUGUACAAGCUGCGUCCGCCCAAGUCGAGCGCGGGUGCGGACGGACGCAUCGAGUCGGGUCUGCCCGGUCUAUCGCGCAACACCACGCUGCACUUCCCCACCGCCAUCAAUCACUCUUCGCUGUCGCCCGAUCAGCGCACACUCAUUGCGGUGGGUGAUACACCCGAUGUCUUUAUCCACAGCGUUUCGAGGUCGGGCGAACACGUUAAAGUGGCCACGUAUACUGCGUCUAGCGAUGCAUGUUUUAGCACCACCUGGUCACCCGAUGGCAGCAAAUUCGCAGUCGCCAGCCAGGACGGUGUUGUGUCGGUAUGGGAUGUACGCAGUAGUCGACGUUUAGCAGCGCUCACGACAAGUCAGGCAUCAAGUAGCAGUGGUAGUGGAGCAGCACGAGUGGUCAAGUUCUCACCCGACGGAAGGUUCCUGGCCUAUACAGAGCAUCGAAACUUCUUUCACGUUGCCGACACGGUAACAUUUGAAGAUGUCCAAAGCGUUGCAGCACCCACUGUGGCUCCCGAGUCGAGCACAUGGUCCGAACGGAGAAUCCCUCUCACAACCAGUAUGGUGGAUACCGAUCGAUUCCGAUUAUUGACGGGUCAAGAUGCAAUCGCCAGGGAUAGGGAAAGAAGGUCAAUGAUCCAUGCCACCUUUAUGCGCGAGUGGAACCGAGCCAUCAACUUGGUGGACCGUGGUCCCUCGUCCGACCAAAUCGCCACCUCCAGAGGCUCCAACUACUUUCCAGACCUCCUCAAUUGGUCUCCCACCUCAACAUCAACCUCAUCAUCAGCUCCACCAACAGGCAUCGCAGCUGGCGCAACAAACAUUAGCGGUCUCUGCUGGGACCCCGACUCCGAAGCCAUCUUUGUCGCAACCGAACGCGCAAUCGCCAAACACACCGUCGCCGACACUCGAAUCUCCGUGGCAAACGCCACCCUCCUCUAG
This is a messenger RNA of Moesziomyces antarcticus, 2292 nucleotides long. RefSeq lists its product as uncharacterized. The record is from RefSeq and is a predicted model, not a curated record. The transcript has 4 exons. Gene Ontology annotation, molecular function: protein binding. NCBI's taxonomy places the organism in Eukaryota, Fungi, Basidiomycota, Ustilaginomycetes, Ustilaginales, Ustilaginaceae. The coding region runs from base 1 to 2292 and encodes 763 amino acids.